Molecule: messenger RNA, 2613 nt
Organism: Eremothecium sinecaudum
Lineage: Eukaryota; Fungi; Ascomycota; Saccharomycetes; Saccharomycetales; Saccharomycetaceae
Gene: VPS34
Product: phosphatidylinositol 3-kinase VPS34
Exons: 1
Coding region: 1-2613 (870 amino acids)
Biological process (GO): endocytosis; phosphatidylinositol-3-phosphate biosynthetic process; autophagy of peroxisome
Cellular component (GO): peroxisome; phagophore assembly site; phosphatidylinositol 3-kinase complex, class III, type II
Molecular function (GO): 1-phosphatidylinositol-3-kinase activity
Source: RefSeq, a predicted model, not a curated record
AUGAGUAGUCAGACGGUUACCUUUGUGGUAUCUCAGGAGCUCAAUAUACCUUUAAGAAUUAAAAUUGUGGCUCUAGAAGGUUGUAAACAGUUGCUUAGACCUUCACAGAAAUUUACCGAGCCUCAUUUAGCGAAGAAAUGCUCUAACUUAAAUUCUGUUAGUGAUUUAUUUGUUUCGGUGCAGGUCAUUGAUACUGAGAGGAAUCGGAAGCUAACAGUACCCGUUUUUACACAGUUUGUUCCUUUCAAGACGGGUCGGUUUUGGAAUCAGUGGCUUGUACUUCCUAUAAACAUUAAUCAACUAGACCGAAACUCAGCUUUAAAAAUUAAGAUUUGGGAAUAUGACGGUGAGGAUCAAUGCGAGUUUGCAAGCCUAGAAACUUCAAUUUUCUCCGCAUUAGAUUGUACGUUGAAGCGUGGAAGAGAGUCGAUCCGUUUUCAAUAUGAUAACCCAAGUUCAUGUGAGGUUGAGGUUGAUAGCGUCCAAAAUCUACUGAAUAAGUAUGAUCAAGGUGAAAUUAAGACGGUUGACUGGCUUGAUUCUCUAGCGUUCAAGAAAUUGGAGACAAUAGUGAAGGAAACGGUGCUACCAAAGAACUUCUUCGUUUUAAAAAUAGAGUUUCCGUUCUUCGAACUGCCAGUUGUCUACACUGAAGCAGUAAAUCCUGAUGUUCAGAAAAAUAUACCCAACCUGCAUAACUUUGAAAACCAAAGUGAGGCGAUAGAAAACAAACAAGGUACUCAAGCCAAGAUUUCUGUUGGGAAGGCCCAGGAAUCUACGCGCAAGUUUUACGAUCCUGAUCAAUACAACACAGAUGUGGUAGAGGAAAAAUUCCGCAGGCUGGAGAGAGCUUCAAAGAGCUCCACUUUGGAUCGUGAAUUAAAGCCAGACGCAAAGAAACGUGAUAUGCUAAACCAAAUUAUAGCAUAUCCUCCAUGCACCAAGCUCACGGCGCAUGAGAAAGGGUUAGUGUGGAAAUAUCGAUAUUACUUAGUUAAUAACAAAACUGCUCUCACAAAGCUGUUACAGAGUACAAAUUUGGCUGAAGAAAGUGAACGGAAAGAAGUUUUGGACUUGAUAGAUGUAUGGUCAGAAAUAGAUAUCGAUGACGCUAUUGAACUUUUAGGGCCUGUUUACAAAAAUCUUUCUGUGAGGUCAUACGCAGUAAAUAGGUUAAAAAAAGCUUCAGAUGAGGAGCUGGAGCUUUAUCUGCUUCAAUUGGUGCAGGCAGUUUGUUUUGAAAGUUCCUCUACGUGGUCAGAUAAAUCUAAUAGUACUUUUACUAUUGUUACAAUGGAUCAAAGUAAAAAUGGUACCAAUGCAUCUAAAUCGGUCACACCUCAUAUGAUGGCAUCUUGGGAAAGUAUAGAUAGGUCAGAUACAGCAUCCAAUGGUGAAGACAGUACGGUGGUGAUAUCACCAUUGGCAGAAUUUUUAAUUAGAAGAGUUAUGAACAAUAAUAGGUUGACUAAUUUUUUCUAUUGGUAUCUAAAGUCAGAACUAAGCGGCAAUCAACAUCUGGUACAUAUAUUGGAUAGCUUUCUAUCACGGCUAUCAGAUGAUAAGCGUCAACAAAUUCAAGAUCAAACGAAGCUCGUCGAUAUCAUGAAAGAAUGCUGUUACGAAAUAAGGCAACUGAAGGACACAACACCAAGGAAGCAGGAACUUCUCCACUAUCUGAUGGUUUCUAAACUGAGACCAUUUUUAAAGGGUAAUAAUGUAUCACUGCCUAUCGCGCCAGAAAUAAUUGUGGUUGAUGUAGUUCCUGAAGACUGCAAAGUAUUUAAAAGUUCACUAUCUCCACUUAAGAUUACAUUCAAAACAAAGGAUAGGCAUAACUAUUCCAUAAUGUUCAAAGUUGGUGACGACCUUAGACAAGAUCAGUUUAUUGUUCAAAUUAUAACGCUAAUGAACGCGUUGCUCAAAAACGAAAAUGUAGAUUUAAAACUCACUCCCUAUAAGAUUCUUGCCACUGGUAAAAAUGAAGGUGGUAUUGAAUUCAUACCUAAUGAUACUCUAGCAAACAUAUUGAGUAAGUAUCAUGGUAUACUUCCAUUUCUACGCAGCAACUUCCCCGAUGAUAAUGAACAAUUAGGAGUCCAGGACUGGGUCAUGGAUAAUUUUGUGAAAUCAUGCGCUGGUUACUGUGUGAUUACAUAUAUUCUUGGUGUGGGUGAUAGGCAUCUAGACAAUCUUCUAAUAACUCCUGACGGCAAGUUUUUCCAUGCUGACUUUGGAUAUAUCUUAGGACGUGAUCCGAAACCUUUCCCUCCUUUAAUGAAACUUCCUCCCCAAAUAAUCGAAGCUUUUGGAGGUGCAGAGUCAGAUAAUUACAAUAAGUUCAGGAGCUAUUGCUUCGUUGCUUACUCUAUUUUAAGACGAAAUGCAAGUUUAAUUUUAAAUUUAUUUGAAUUGAUGAAGACAUCCGAUCUCCCAGAUAUCAAAAUAGACCCCGACGGUGCGAUGCUAAAGACUAAAGAAAAAUUAUGUUUAAAUAUGUCCGAGGAACAAGCUACUCUCCACUUCCAAAACCUAAUCAAUGCGAGCGUGAAUGCCCUAUUGCCGUUAGUAAUAGACCACUUACACAAUUUGGCCCAAUAUUGGCGUUCAUGA